AGCCGUCCCCUCUUAUUUCACUUCCCUUUCUUCACCAUUGGAGAAAGCGGAGAACAUUCCAAUUUCGUCUCGAAACCCUAGAAAGUUCCAAAAUCUGACCGGAGAAAAUGAUCAAUUUCAGGCCGCCGGAGACGAGAACAAGGCCUUCGGUGGGAUCGAGUUCAGUCGUGACGGCGGAGAAAGCGUUAUCGUUUAUAUCGAAGGGAUGGCAAGAGGUACGAUCAUCAGCGGGCGCGGAUCUUCAGCUCAUAAAAAACCGAGCGAACAAGUUUAAGAACUUAGCGGAUAGGGAACUGGAGAAUUUCCUUAAUUCAGCUUCAAUAUCGCCCUUCGCUGUUCCAGCAAUUACGGCUUAUGCCAAUACGACACCGGCUGAGAUUGAUUUUGUGAAGAAGCUUCGUCCGAAGCUUUCCGAGAUUCGUAGAGCUUAUUCGUCGUCGGAGUUCAAGUGGCCGUCGCAGGGGAAGCUUCGGAUUGAUUUAUCAGCGAUAAAGAAUGCAAUUGUGGCGGAUGUGGAAGUGGAAGAGGAGGAAGAGAGGGAGAGGGAGAGGGAGAUAUGGAGGAAAUGGAGGAGAGAAAGGCUUAAGGAAGAGAGGCAUUUUGGGGAAUUUGAUUGGGAGCCUAUUAAAGCUUUCAAGAUUCGGUUAAAGGAGCUGGAGGUGGAGCUAAAGGGAUCGAGUUCCUCCCCGGCAGAGAUUUUUGAAGUGAUUAAGAAUAGUGAAUUUGUGGGGAAAGUAAAAUCAAGCUUGAAAUCAAUUUGCAAGGAACCAGAAGAGACAAAGGGAGUGCCACCACUUGAUGUGCCAGAACUAUUGGCAUAUUUAGUUAGACAAUCGAGCCCAUUUUUGGAUCAUAUUGGAAUAAGAAGAGAUAUAUCAGAGAAGAUUGUGGAAAGUUUAUGCAGUAAAGGACAAAGCAAGCUUUUGCUACAAUCCUUACCUGGAGAAGGAUCCUCACUGAUUGAUGGUGAAAUUAUGAAUGAUGAACUAGAUUUAAGAAUCGCCAGUGUUCUUCAGAGUACAGGUCAUUGUUAUGAUGGUGGAUUUUGGGGAGAUUCUACCAAGCAGAACCUAGCAGGUGAUAAGAGACAUGUAGCAAUAGUUACAACUGCUAGCCUUCCUUGGAUGACGGGAACUGCUGUAAAUCCUCUAUUUCGAGCGGCUUACUUAGCCAAAUUAGAAAAGCAGAAUGUUACGUUGCUGGUUCCAUGGCUAUGUAAGUCUGACCAAGAGUUAGUUUAUCCAAACCAACUUACUUUUAGUUCUCCUGAAGCUCAAGAGCUUUAUAUACGCAAUUGGCUUGAGGAGCGAAUUGGUUUCAAGGCUGACUUCAAGAUUUCAUUUUACCCUGGAAAGUUCUCCAAAGAAAGACGGAGCAUAUUACCAGCUGGAGACACUUCUCAGUUUAUCCCAUCUAGGGAUGCCGAUAUUGCAAUUUUGGAGGAGCCAGAACAUCUCAAUUGGUACCACCAUGGAAAACGUUGGACUGAUAAAUUUAAUCAUGUUGUUGGCAUCGUCCACACAAACUAUUUGGAAUAUAUCAAGAGGGAAAAGAAUGGGGCUCUUCAAGCUUUUUUUGUGAAACACAUUAACAAUUGGGUCACAAGAGCAUAUUGUGACAAGGUUCUUCGUCUUUCUGCUGCUACACAAGAUUUACCCAGGUCUUUGGUCUGCAAUGUUCAUGGUGUCAAUCCAAAGUUUCUGAAAAUAGGAGAAAAAGCAGCUGCAGAUAGACAAAGCGGUCAGAAAGUUUUCUCUAAAGGGGCAUAUUUCCUAGGCAAAAUGGUUUGGGCGAAGGGAUACCGGGAGUUGAUAGAUCUCUUAUCAAAGCACAAAACUGACCUUGAUGGCUUUAAUUUGGAUGUAUUCGGCAAUGGGGAAGAUGCUCAUGAAGUACAGGGUACGGCAAAGAGGUUAAAUCUCAAUGUCAACUUCAUGAAAGGUAGAGACCAUGCAGAUGAUUCUCUUCAUGGUUACAAAGUCUUCAUAAAUCCUAGUAUCAGUGAUGUGCUCUGUACUGCCACAGCUGAGGCUCUUGCAAUGGGGAAAUUUGUAGUCUGUGCAGAUCACCCAUCUAAUGAGUUUUUCCAGGCAUUUUCCAACUGUUUGACUUACAAGACACCUGAAGACUUUGUAGCAAAAGUUGAAGAGGCAAUGUCUAGUGAGCCUCGACCACUCACUCCCGAGGAGCAAUACAGGCUAUCAUGGGAAGCUGCUACACUGAGGUUCAUGGAAUAUUCUGACCUCGAUAAGGUUUUGAGUAAUGAAACAAGUCUGGACAGGAGACGUCGGAAGGGCAUGGGUAAAUCAGUUUCCAUGCCAAACCUAGAAGAGAUGGUUGAUGGGGGUCUGGCAUUUACCCACAAUUGUCUCACAGGGAACGAGUUCUUGAGGUUGUGUACUGGCGCAAUACCCAGAACUCGGGAUUAUGACAAGCAGCAUUGCAAUGAUCUCCAUCUCUUGCCUCCUCAGGUAGAAAACCCAAUAUAUGGCUGGUAAAUAGAAUACGUAACUAACAUGUAUAUAGGAUGUUAGGCAAACUGGAUGCUUGUUAAUCCUUAGCUCCAAUGCUAAGGUCUAGGUCUUGAUGUUUUCUAGCUAUUAAUUUUGAUGCAGUUAAUCCUGCAGGGGUAGUUUAUAGGAUUAUACGUAAAGUUUGUAACUUGUAAUAGUCAUACCUUUCCUGUUUUACGUUGGUGGUGUCUGGGUUACUCCAAGUUUAGGAUUAGGUUGUGUCUUAGUUUCUUUUACAAGGUUGGAAAACUUCCAUCAGUAGUAGCAACUGGUCACUUGGAGCAAACUCUUACGACUAUUAUUAUAUUGUAGUUUUGCAUAAUGUCUUUGAUUAUAUCUGUA
Solanum dulcamara is the source of this 2855-nucleotide messenger RNA. RefSeq names its product digalactosyldiacylglycerol synthase 1, chloroplastic-like. Gene Ontology annotation, cellular component: chloroplast outer membrane. Gene Ontology annotation, molecular function: digalactosyldiacylglycerol synthase activity. Lineage: Eukaryota; Viridiplantae; Streptophyta; Magnoliopsida; Solanales; Solanaceae. The record is from RefSeq and is a predicted model, not a curated record. Bases 108 to 2498 code for a protein of 796 amino acids. Gene Ontology annotation, biological process: galactolipid biosynthetic process. The transcript has 7 exons.